Messenger RNA from Guillardia theta CCMP2712, 1980 nucleotides. RefSeq lists its product as hypothetical. Gene Ontology annotation, molecular function: calcium channel activity. Gene Ontology annotation, biological process: detection of mechanical stimulus. The record is from RefSeq and is a predicted model, not a curated record. Gene Ontology annotation, cellular component: membrane. Lineage: Eukaryota; Cryptophyceae; Pyrenomonadales; Geminigeraceae. The coding region runs from base 1 to 1980 and encodes 659 amino acids. The transcript is spliced from 3 exons.
AUGAUGUGGAUGUUGGUUUACUGUCUCUUCCUCUCUUUGAUCACUUCAAGCUCUCUCCUCCUCUACCCCAUCGAGGAAUAUCGGGACCAACUGGCUCUCACUCGCCUCACCGUCGACCAGGAGCCGACGCCUCUCCUUCCCUUCCAUCACGACCUGCUCAACAUCUCCUCGGUGGACGAUAUGUGGCGUUGGUUCAUCAGCGUUCUCCCUCAUCUCAUCAACAUUCCCUCCUUGAACUCCACCGUCGCUCUUGCCAAGCCCUCCAGGCUCAUGCUCCAGAGCCCGCGGCUGCGACAAGUGAGGGUAGCCAAGCAAGCAUGCGACGUUCCUAGUAGGAUGUCUGAGCAUGCGACUGCUCCCGACGUUGCCGUGAAUGUCCAAGCGAAAGAGGACGAAUGCAUAGGUGACGUCGCAGGCGGAGCUGUCGACAGGUCCCCGUGGAGGGGAGUUAGCUGGAAUGGCUCCCACGUGCAAGAACAAGUCCUGCUGUACAGAUCAGCAUCCGAGCUCCUCACGCACUCCUUCACUUCCAUGCAGUCAUCGUCCUCCACCUCGUAUGAGGGCGGAGGGUUCGUGAUCGACUUGCCUAGGGAGCAAACGGAGAAGGUCGUCACGUCUGUGUUGACUGGGCUGCGAGAGAUCGGAUGGGUGGACGAUAAGUCCAAGGCGAUCUUUCUGAGCUGGACUGUCUACGAUAUGCUGGAAAAUGUCGCCUCCUCCAACCUCAUCCUCUUCGAGCUGAGGGAGAGCGGGAGCGUCCGGGUCGUCACGUCCUACCGAAGCACCAAGGUCAUAGGGCUGUCAUCCUUCAUCACAAGAGAAGUGGCUGUGCUGACGAUGAGAGACCGUGCGGCUGUCGUUGUUGACCUCCUUCUCCUCCUGGUCACGCUUGUGUCCCUCCUUUCCCUAUCUGUGUGGAUGUUGAGAUCUGCGGGAAGAGAGACUGUUUCCAAGCACGGCAUCGACGUCGUCAUCGUUUUUCUUCUCAUCACGAUGUUGGGAUUCAAGAUUGCAAAGUGGAUCUCAUGUGAGAGAUUGCUGAGUGGCAAACAGGACUGGAUGGACUUUGAAUAUCUUGGUUGGGUUGACAAACAGAUCAGAAACUUCUUAAGCUUGGUUGUAAUCUUUUCGUGGUUGAGAGGGCUGGAGUACCUCAAAGAAUUCAGCAGUCACAUCGAUUACAUCUCCAAUGCCUUUAUCUUGUGCAAGUCAAACAUGAUCUCCAUGAGUAUCUUGCUCCUGAUCCUGCUCUUUGGGUUUGCCACGGCAUUUCACGUGUCUUUCGGGACCAUCGCCCCCGAGUACAAGCACAUCUUCGAUUCCUUUACCACCGCCUUCAAGAGCUUGCUUACCGGCGUCAGCUUCGACGAUGUGGUCAGAAACAACCCAGUCUUAGGCAGCAUCCUGGCUCUCUUGUACACAAUCACGUGCGUUGUCAUAAUCUUGACGGUGUUCACCACCAUCAUUGCGGAUGCGUACGAUCAGACAUCGAGGAGGGACACCCGCAACUUGACUCCGAUGCAACGGCAGCUCCUGUCCUUGUUCAUAACCUUACAUGCGCGAGUCAGACAACGUCCCGGCAGAUCGGAUGGCGAACCUCAAAGGCUCGUAGUGCUGAGUAUCGACGACGAAAAUUUGCAUUUCGAUGCUCCUCCGAUGGGCACGAAGGAGCUUGAGGAGAGCUCGGGCAAGCAGCUGCAGGAGCAUUUUCACCUGCUCGAUGAGCAAGAAGCUCAAAACUUACGCUCUCGGCUAAUUGCAAGAAGGGAGUUCAAAGAGAAAUUGCAGCUUCUUGCAAUCCAGGAGCUGGAAGACUGGACGUCGGCAGAGCUAGCGCAAGGUCCCCUUCCUGUUCACUUGCAGUCCGCGUCGGAGAAGAUGGCGAGUAUGACGAGGGAUGCGAGCAAGGUGGAGAAGGCGACAAAGGAGCUGAUGAUGUACCUGAAGCGCAUCGAGAGAGUUCUCGUUCCUACUCCGUGA